Messenger RNA from Gossypium raimondii (Peruvian cotton), 3975 nucleotides. RefSeq names its product kinesin-like protein KIN-4A. The record is from RefSeq and is a predicted model, not a curated record. Bases 434 to 3529 code for a protein of 1031 amino acids. Gene Ontology annotation, molecular function: microtubule motor activity; microtubule binding; ATP binding. Lineage: Eukaryota; Viridiplantae; Streptophyta; Magnoliopsida; Malvales; Malvaceae. The transcript has 26 exons. Gene Ontology annotation, biological process: mitotic spindle organization; microtubule-based movement.
UGUAUUCUUGUAUUGUAGUGCCACCCCACUGCCUCUAAUUCCUCAACUACCCUUCUCUUUAUUUUCAUUUUCUCUCUAUCUCCCAUUCUCUCUCUCUCUCUCUCUUUUGUUUUCCCACAACGAGAACAGCAGCAACCCUUUGUCUGGAACUCACUCAGCUUUCUAAUUUUUUUUUCAUCGUUAGUUGUUGCAUUACUUUCUUUGUCCUGAAACAUCUGUAUUUUCAGACAAUGAGAACUGUUUUUUAGAAGGGAAAAAAAGAAAAUAAAGAUUUGAUCUUUUUUAACUCUUUAACAUAAACUAAAAUAAACUUACCCCCCCCCCAAAAAAAAUAAUAAUCACUUUUUCUUUGUUUUUGGGUUUUUUUUCUCCUUCUCUCUUCGUGUUUGGAAAUUGUGGAAACAUUUUUUCCUUUGUUUCUUAGCUGCUUCCUAUGGAAGCUGCUGCAGCUUCUGAGGAUUGUUGUGUUAAGGUUGCGGUUCAUGUAAGACCGCUUAUUGGUGAUGAAAAGCUUCAAGGUUGUAAAGAUUGUGUUACUGUCACCCCAGGAAAGCCACAGGUACAAAUUGGGACACAUUCUUUUACAUUUGAUCAUGUCUAUGGGAGCACAGGUUCUCCCUCAUCUUCCAUGUUUGAGGAAUGCAUUGUUCCCCUCGUCGAUGGCUUAUUCCAAGGAUACAAUGCUACCGUUCUUGCUUAUGGACAGACCGGAUCGGGUAAAACGUAUACUAUGGGCACAGGCUUCAAAGAUGGUUGCCAAACAGGAAUCAUUCCUCAAGUAAUGAAUGCUUUGUUCGGCAAGAUUGAAAGCCUAAAACAUCAAAUAGAAUUUCAACUGCACGUUUCCUUCAUCGAGAUUCUGAAAGAAGAAGUGCGAGAUUUGCUGGAUCCUACUUCUUUGAACAAAUCAGAUGCUGCAAGUCCGAAUACAGGGAAAGUACAUGUCCCUGGCAAACCACCAAUACAGAUUCGUGAAUCAUCAAAUGGUGUUAUUACACUGGCAGGAUCUACGGAAGUUAGUGUCAGUACAUUAAAAGAAAUGGCUGCUUGCCUAGAACAGGGAUCAUUGAGUAGGGCAACGGGGAGUACAAACAUGAACAACCAGUCAAGUCGCUCACAUGCAAUCUUCACCAUCACCUUAGAGCAAAUGCAUAAACUCAAUCCUGUUUCUGGAGAUGGAAGUCCUAAUGACAUUAUGAGUGAAGAAUAUCUUUGUGCCAAGUUACAUUUGGUUGAUCUUGCUGGAUCAGAGCGAGCAAAAAGAACAGGUUCCGAUGGUAUGCGUUUUAAAGAAGGAGUUCAUAUCAACAAGGGUCUGCUUGCACUUGGUAAUGUCAUCAGUGCACUUGGUGACGAAAAAAAGCGAAAAGAAGGCGUUCACGUUCCAUAUCGAGAUAGUAAACUUACUCGGCUUUUGCAGGAUUCACUUGGUGGCAACAGCAGAACUGUGAUGAUAGCCUGCAUUAGUCCUGCUGACAUCAAUGCAGAGGAAACCCUUAAUACUCUAAAGUAUGCAAAUCGUGCUCGUAACAUCCAAAACAAGCCCGUUGUUAACCGAGAUCCUAUGUCCAAUGAGAUGCUAAAGAUGCGUCAACAAUUAGAGCAUCUGCAAGCAGAACUUUGUGCACGUGGGGGUUCUGAUGAAGUACAGGUUCUCAAGGAAAGGAUUGCUUGGCUUGAAGCUGCUAAUGAGGAUCUUUGCCAAGAGCUUCAGGAGUUCCGUAGCAGAUGCACCAUUGUGGAUCAACGUGAAACCGAUGCUCAAGAUGGAAGUCCUUGUUCUGUCAAAAGUGAUGGGCUUAAAAGAAACUUGCACAGUAUAGAGUCUUCUGACUAUCAAAUGGGUGAAACCAUAGCAGCUGAUUCUAGAGAAGUUGAUGAAGCAGCAGCAAAAGAGUGGGAGCACACACUUCUACAAAAUACUAUGGACAAAGAGUUGCUCGAGUUGAAUAGACGCUUGGAAGAGAAAGAGUCCGAGAUGAAACUUUUUGGAGGUGACACAAUUGCACUUAAGCAUCAUUUUGGGAAGAAAAUUCAGGAAUUAGAGGACGAGAAAAGAGCUGUGCAGCAAGAAAGGGAUCGCUUAUUGGCCGAAAUUGAAAAUCUUUCUGCCGGUUCUGAUGGACAAAAACAAAAAGUACAAGAUAUCCAUGCUCAGAAACUAAAAUCCCUUGAAGCACAGAUUCUGGAUCUUAAGAAGAAACAAGAGAACCAAGUUCAACUUUUAAAGCAGAAACAGAAGAGUGAUGAAGCUGCAAAACGACUACAAGAUGAAAUUCAAUCCAUAAAGGCGCAAAAGGUUCAGUUGCAACAUAGGAUAAAACAAGAGGCAGAGCAAUUCCGUCAGUGGAAAGCCUCUCGAGAAAAGGAACUGUUGCAGUUACGGAAAGAGGGCCGGAGAAAUGAGUAUGAAAGGCAUAAGCUGCAAGCUUUAAAUCAGCGCCAGAAAAUGGUUCUCCAAAGGAAAACUGAGGAGGCUGCCAUGGCCACCAAGAGGCUAAAAGAGUUGCUGGAAGCUCGUAAAUCUUCUGCCCGUGAUAACUCGGCUAUUGCCAAUGGGAAUGGAACAAAUGGUCAGACCAAUGAGAAAGCGCUACAACGUUGGCUAGAUCAUGAGUUAGAAGUAAUGGUGAAUGUGCAUGAAGUUCGCUUUGAAUAUGAGAAGCAAAGCCAAGUGAGGGCUGCACUAGCAGAAGAGUUAGCUGUCCUGAAGCAAGUAGAUGAGUUUGCUUCAAAGGGGCUGAGCCCUCCAAAAGGAAAGAAUGGAUUUGCCAGGGCAUCCUCCAUGUCACCAAAUGCAAGAGUGGCCAGAAUAUCUUCACUUGAGAAUAUGCUCAGCAUAUCCUCUAAUUCACUUGUAGCAAUGGCUUCGCAACUUUCAGAAGCAGAAGAACGGGAGCGCGCCUUCACUAAUCGUGGACGUUGGAAUCAGUUGCGCUCCAUGGGAGAUGCAAAGAACCUGCUUCAGUAUAUGUUCAAUUCUCUUGGAGAUACAAGGUGUCAAUUAUGGGAAAAAGACAUGGAAAUCAAAGAAAUGAAAGAACAACUUAAAGAACUUGUAGGUCUGUUGCGGCAGAGCGAGCUACGAAGAAAAGAAGUUGAGAAUGAGCUAAGAGAGCAAGCUGAUGCCAUUACAUUGGCUACGGCAGCUACGGGGAACUCUCCAAAUUCAUUGAAACAUGUUGCUGAUGACAUGAACGGUUCAUUAUCUCCAAUGUCUGUGCCAGCACAGAAACAGCUGAAAUAUAGCCCAGGUAUUGUUAAUGGCCCAGCCAGAGAGUCUGCAGCAUUCAUAGGUCAAACACGAAAGAUGUUACCGCUUGGGCAGUUACCAAUGAAGAAGUUAGUAGCUAUAGGACAAGCUGGCAAUGGCAAACUGUGGAGGUGGAAAAGAAGCCAUCACCAAUGGCUCCUACAAUUCAAAUGGAAAUGGCAGAAGCCAUGGAGACUUUCAGAAUGGAUCAGACACAGUGAUGAAACAAUGAUAAGGGCAAGGCCUCGUUCUCAAGCUCUAACACAUAGAGUCUGAUAUUUGAUGUUUACCAGAUUACAUUGGCCAUAGUAAUCUUGGUUAUAUGUAUGUUCCUAAUCCAAGGUGCAGGGUGAAGCCUAGAAAAGAAUGCAGUUAAUGCAGUGUACUGGAACUGGCUGUUGGAACCUGCAUAUGCCGAGUUGGUUUAGUUGAUUUUUUUGAGAAUGUCAAAGUAUAGGUUUGUAAUAUUCCAAUUUUUUGGGGGGCUCUUAUUACUGCAUGCGGAGCAUCUUGUAAAGAAGUGUUGAUGCUGCCAAUGGGGUUCUAAAUACGUUGAAGACAUUAGCAUGAGAUUGUUUCAACGGUGAUAAAAAUAAGUAUAUUGGAUCUUGCUUGAGCUGUCUCUUAAGGUUUUGGUGUAUGUUCCAUCAAUAACACACUUUUAGGGAAGAAACUGUUUGUAAUUCAUAGAAAUUUGUAUGAAAGCUAUAGUCUAAUUGUAA